AUGGCGAGAACUCUACUUUCAUCUCCACCGUUCAUCGGCACACCACUCCUCUCUCUCUCUCGCCACACGCUCACUACCAACCGUCGAUUCAUAUCCACAAGAAUCAAGUUAAGCUUACACGACAGCAUUCCCCCAAUUCAUCAUCACUUAAACUCUUCAGUCGAUUUCAAUUCAAUUAUUAGCAGAGCAGAAGGAUUUCUCUACACGCUCGCUGAUGCCGCCGUUGCAGUAGAUCCCGCUGUUUCUGCUACUUCAACUGAUCCCGUUGCUGCUGCUCAAAAGAAUGGCGGUUGGUUCGGUUUCAUCUCUGAUGGUAUGGAAUUCGUUCUCAAGGUGUUGAAGGAUGGCCUUUCAGCUGUACAUGUGCCGUAUGCUUAUGGUUUUGCCAUUAUUUUGCUUACUGUUAUUGUUAAAGUUGCUACUUUUCCUUUGACCAAGAAACAGGUGGAAUCUACCCUGGCUAUGCAAAACCUGCAACCUAAGAUAAAAGCUAUUCAACAAAGAUAUGCAGGAAAUCAGGAAAGAAUACAGCUUGAGACGUCCCGUCUAUAUAGGCAGGCUGGAGUUAAUCCAUUAGCAGGUUGUUUUCCAACUUUGGCUACAAUACCAGUAUGGAUAGGCCUAUAUCAAGCUCUUUCAAAUGUUGCAAAUGAGGGAUUGUUGACAGAAGGUUUCUUUUGGAUCCCCUCUUUGGGUGGGCCAACUACAAUUGCAGCUCGACAAACUGGAUCGGGCAUUUCUUGGCUUUUUCCAUUUGUGGAUGGUCAUCCCCCAUUAGGCUGGCAUGACACUGCAGCAUACCUGGUUUUGCCUGUCCUCCUUGUUGUCUCUCAGUACGUAUCAAUGGAGAUCAUGAAGCCUCCCCAGACAGAUGAUCCAACUCAAAAGAACACGCUUCUCGUUUUCAAGUUUCUACCUCUUAUGAUCGGUUACUUCUCUUUGUCUGUUCCAUCGGGAUUAUCUAUAUACUGGUUCACAAACAAUGUCCUAAGCACAGCUCAACAGGUAUGGUUACGCAAAUUAGGUGGUGCAAAGCCUGUGGUUAAUGAGAAUGCAAGUGGAAUCAUCACUGCAGGACGUGCAAAAAGAUCAGCUUCACAACCAGGGCAGACUGGUGAUAGGCAGUUAAAGGAAGAAGAGAAGAGCAAAAAAUUGAGCAAGGCAUUGCCAUCAGAAGAUGUUCAAGCUCUGGAUUCUGCAUCUGGUUCUGCUGAGGAUUCAGAUGAAGUGACUAAGGACAAGAUUCUUAAUACAAUGUACAAGAAGAAAAUAGUGAGCCACGAAAAUUGGUGGUCUUUGACACAGUUGGAGUCUGCCCAACGUGAUAAUCAGCUUGCUGACGAGGAGGUUCUGGAAGAAGCAUAUGCUUCAAGUUCAAGCAAAAGGGUCCCGGAUAUUUCUCGGACAAAGAGAAGCAAGCGGUCAAAGAGAAAGCGAGCUGUGGUAAGAGACAGUGAUCUUAAGACAUCCCAGCAAGCACCAUUUCUCAGUUCAUUGAGGCUUCCGUAUGGGAAAAUUGUGUUACGCACUUCAGCUGAUAAACAUAUGGGAGAAGGCAAAUUACACCGCCUUGAGAAAGCUCAGUACCCAGGAGAGGAAGUUGUCGCAUUUUUUUUUGAGAAUCAUCUGGAGCAGAAAUUAGAUACUAGCAAUAAUGAAUAUGAUAAUGAAAGCAGAGAGGGAAUGUUGCCUGCCUGCUUCAAUAGCUUGAACCUUGAUAUUGGAGGAGAGAUGCUGUUGAGAAGCUACAAGCAGAAGCCAUGCCAAGAGAAGAUGGAUGAAAGUCAGCCUGCUCAUCUUGGGCUUGAAACGGUGCAUGUUGCAACUGAAUGGAGAAGUUUUAUGUGA
Messenger RNA from Dovyalis caffra, 1848 nucleotides. Lineage: Eukaryota; Viridiplantae; Streptophyta; Magnoliopsida; Malpighiales; Salicaceae. The record is from the annotation of a GenBank genome assembly.